Fundulus heteroclitus (mummichog) is the source of this 1432-nucleotide messenger RNA. RefSeq names its product ubiquitin carboxyl-terminal esterase L1 (ubiquitin thiolesterase) (gene uchl1). NCBI's taxonomy places the organism in Eukaryota, Metazoa, Chordata, Actinopteri, Cyprinodontiformes, Fundulidae. The record is from RefSeq and is a predicted model, not a curated record. Gene Ontology annotation, cellular component: cytoplasm. Gene Ontology annotation, molecular function: cysteine-type deubiquitinase activity. The transcript has 9 exons. Gene Ontology annotation, biological process: protein deubiquitination; ubiquitin-dependent protein catabolic process. The coding region runs from base 102 to 764 and encodes 220 amino acids.
ACGCGGGCGCACAGUCCGCUCCAACUGACAUCGUUAUUAUCAGAGUUCGUUUAAGGAUCCAGACGGUGUAACUGCUGAGUCACUGCCAAACGUUUCUAAAAAUGGAGUGGACUGCGAUGGAAAUCAACCCCGAGAUGCUGAACAAAAUCAUGAGCAAGCUCGGAGUGAGCGGAGGCUGGCGCUUCGUGGACAUUUUGGGUCUGGAGGGGGAGCAGCUAACCGCCGUCCCGAAGCCGUGCUGCGCCCUCAUGCUGCUCUUCCCCCUGACUCAACAGCAUGACUCUUUCAGAACUCAGCAGGCAGACAAGAUUUCAGGAGGCUCUGACGUUUAUUUCCUGAAGCAGACGGCCUCAAAUUCCUGUGGCACAAUUGCCCUGGUCCAUGCUGUGGCCAACAACAAGGCCAAAAUGACUUUUGACAGCGGCUCAGUUCUGAAGACCUUUAUAGAUGAGACAGCAAGCAUGUCUCCAGAUGAUCGGGCCAAACAUCUGGAGGGCAACAAGGCAAUCUGUGAUGCUCACAAUGAGGUUGCAAAGGAGGGACAAUGUCGGCCUGAAGCUGAAAAAGUAAACUUCCACUUUAUUGCCUUUGCCAAUGUGAAUGGCCAACUGUAUGAGUUUGACGGGAAGAUGAAUGGACCAGUGAACCAUGGAGCAACCAAAGACGAGUCCUUUAUCGAUGAUGCAGCCAAAGUGUGCCGUGGGUUCAUGGAACGAGAGCAAGACGAAGUUCGUUUCUCCGCUGUGGCUCUCUGUCAGUCUUAAAUUUUCAUGUGACUAAAUUGUAAGCCACAUUGUUCCAGAGCAUUUACAUCCCAAAGUGGUCUGUGCACCUACAUCUGUAGGCACUCAUCUUCUCAACUGUUUAGCAUUAGCACAAACUGUUAACUUUACUUUAAUGUUAAUCACUUAUUGGAAGUGAUUCAUGAAUACCACUCUGUAAAGGUUGUAAAAUCACCUGUGCAUGUCGUUAUAGUUUCAGUGUAUUCAUCUGUCAAACUAAAAACUGCUUUAACACCUUUUGUGCCAAAUGAGUGAAAUGCAGUGGAAAGCUUUCCCUGUGUCUGCAUGCCUUCAGUUGCUGUGGUUUACAAAGACUGGGCAUUGUUCUAAAUGGCUCCACUCACAUUUAACCUUAGUUUUAUAGUCUGUUCUGAUGUUUGAGUUGAGGCUAAAACUUUUUCCUGACUUUCUUUAGAAGAUUUUGUUCCACCUGUUGGCACUUUGUGAAAAUGGUUCUAGAUUAAAAUGUGUCAAAUGAGCACAGAUUUUACAGGCUAGUACAGAACUGUCUGGAUAAAAUGAUCUUGGGGGUUGAGUUGAUUUGCUAUCUUGUAACUGCUUCAACUUUUCAGAUUGUUUACCUUUAUGCACUUUUCAAAAUGUUUGCUGCUGUUCAGCUAUGAAUACUAAAUAAAAACCUUAAAGUUGGA